Messenger RNA from Clupea harengus (Atlantic herring), 1304 nucleotides. RefSeq names its product proenkephalin a (gene penka). Gene Ontology annotation, biological process: sensory perception; chemical synaptic transmission; neuropeptide signaling pathway. Gene Ontology annotation, cellular component: neuronal cell body; axon terminus; dendrite. Gene Ontology annotation, molecular function: opioid receptor binding. Lineage: Eukaryota; Metazoa; Chordata; Actinopteri; Clupeiformes; Clupeidae. The record is from RefSeq and is a predicted model, not a curated record.
GAACGGAUACUAAGCAUCACACUGUGGGUUGGUUGGUCGUGCUGUGUCUAUUCUUUCGACUUGAACUGUAUCUCAUUGGCUGUUCAACAGAGCAGGGGGCACUUUUAAAAGAGCUCUAACUGGUCGGUGCUGAGUAUCCGUAUUAUUUAGAGGAUACACUGGCAACGAGAAGUAGCUCGCCGAUGGCAGUGACUGUGAACUUGUUCAGAAUCUUGGCUGUUUUUUCAUGCCUCGCGUUGACUGCUGCCACAGAAUGCAGGGAAGACUGCGCGCUGUGCGUGUAUCGCCGCUUACUAGACGGAGGAAUCAAAGCAAGUAGUUUGAGCUGCACACUAGAAUGUGAAGGAAGUGUAGACGACCAGAAGCUGGAGAAGUGUAGAAGUGUCUUGACAGAGGUGGAAGCUACUGACAGCCCCCUGCAGGGGAAAGAGGAUGAAGCGCAGCAGCAACAACACCAGCUGGCUAAGAAGUACGGUGGCUUUAUGAAACGCUACAAUGGCUUCCUAAUGAAGAAGACGGCAGGGUUAGGGGAUGAUACCGGAGCCCCUUUUGAUGGAGAAGCCCCAGAUCUGAUGAGCAAACGUUAUGGCGGCUUCAUGAAGAAGGACACAGCAGCCCGUCAGGAGAUCGGAGAGGCCAGACAGCUCCAGGCUUUGAGGGAGAUCCUGGAUGCUCAGCGCAGUGAAGGAGGCUCUAAGCACUAUGAUGGCUUUAUGAGACGUCCACAGGAGAGCCAGGAAGAUGCGGUACAGGAUCUGCAAAAGCGCUAUGGGGGUUUCAUGCGGAGAGUGGGCAGGCCAGAGUGGCUAGACGACCACGACCAGAGGGUGCACGGUGGACUCACAAAGCGUUUUUUGGAGAAGACUGCAGACACCAGCGUUCCUAACAUGGAGAAGAGGUACGGUGACUUCAUGGAUUAGACUUCUGGAAUGACCUGAGUGAAAGGACAUUAACUACAAAUGACCUAUUCCUAUUCCGUUUACAACUAGUGUUGUACUACAUUUUUGCAUUCCCUUCUUUGAUUUAUCUUUGCGGCUGAAUUGAUAUUGCUUGUAGAUACUUUGUUGUUUGAUCUGAAUCAAUAAGUACAAACACAUAAAUAAAUACCUAAUCUUAAUAAAGCAGUGAAUUUGAAUUCUAGAAUGAACUGUGGAAUUAGUUAAUUAGCUGUGGCAACUUGAUGAUCUGAAUCAUAAUCCUAAAUCAUAUUUUUUUAAAGCUUAGUGCAUACCGUAGAUGUAGUUUGCUUCAGUGUUGAGUGAGAGUGACAAAGAGCGCACAAUAAAUGGAGUGCAGAAAGAGAA